UGCAGUCAGACCGGUCCGGGUAGAUAAGUGGGUCAAAGGUCCAACAGACAGGGGAGACAGCAGCGCACUGACACCUCUCACAGAAACACCGACCAGAACGGAAAGUAAAAAUGUCCCAACAACCGAUCAGCCCGCUGAAGAACUUCUUCGCUGGAGGCUUUGGAGGGGUCUGCCUCGUCUUCGCCGGACAUCCACUCGACACCAUUAAAGUGCGUUUACAAACUCAGCCAAAGCCCAAACCUGGAGAGAGCCUCGUAUAUGCUGGAACCAUUGACUGUUUCAAAAAGACCUUAGCCAAAGAGGUUAAGUAUGCUGGACCCAUGGACUGUGUCAAACAGCUGUACCGAGAGUCUGGGAUCAGAGGAAUCUACAAAGGCACCGCCCUGACUCUCAUGAGAGAUGUUCCAGCGAGUGGGAUGUACUUCAUGUCCUAUGAGUGGUUGAAGAAGCUCCUCACACCUGCAGGAAAAAGACUUAAUGUCGAGAUACCAGCUGGUUUAAAAGAGCUCUUGCAGGGAUACACUGUGGAGGUGCUUCGCCGCAGGCCGCCAAACUUGGUUGAAUUUGCAGUGCAGCAUUUCACACAAGUUCUGGAAAACCAAAGGAAUGACCAACGAGCCAAGAAACGCAGCGACAAACCAGCAAGAAAAGGUGUCACCUUUGAAAUAAACAAGUCCACAAAGGAUGAUGACGAGGAGGAGGAGGAGGAGGAGGAGGAGGAUACCAUUAAACCCACCACCGGCAAAUACAAUCGCAGAGUUUCAGUUUGUGCAGAGGCGUACAACCCUGAUGAUGAUGAGGACGACGAUGCAGAGCCUCGGGUUGUGCAUCCCAAAACAGACGAGCAGCGUCGCAGACUUCAGGACGCAUGCAGAGACAUUUUACUGUUUAAAACAUUGGAGCAGGAGCAGUUCUAUGAGGUUUUGGACGCCAUGUUCGAGGUGCUGGUCAAACCUCAGGAGCACAUCAUAGACCAAGGGGACGACGGGGACAAUUUCUAUGUCAUAGAGAAGGGUGUGUAUGAUAUUUUUGUGCAGAAGGACGGAGUCAGUGUUUGUGUUGGAAAAUACAACAACAAGGGGAGUUUUGGUGAGCUGGCUCUUAUGUACAACACGCCACGAGCUGCCACAAUCAUUGCAACGGAUGAAGGCGCCCUGUGGGGCCUGGAUCGAGCCACAUUUCACAGACUGAUCGUGAAAAACAACGCGAAAAAAAGGAGGAUGUACGAGGCCUUCAUCGAGUGUGUUCCUCUUCUGAACUCUCUUGAGCUCUCUGAAAGAAUGAAGAUUGUUGAUGUUUUGGGAGCACGAGGAUUCAAAGAUGGAGAUCGCAUAAUAACACAGGGGGAGAAGGCCCACUGUUUCUACAUUGUGGAAUCAGGAGAGGUGAAGAUCAUGAUAAAAAGCAAAACGAAGGCGGGCCAGCAGGAUAAUACAGAGGUUGAGGUGGCUCGUUGCUCUAGAGGGCAGUAUUUUGGGGAACUGGCACUAGUCACCAACAAACCGCGAGCAGCAUCUGUUUACGCUGUGGGAGAAACCAAAUGCUUAGUAAUUGACAUCCAGGCCUUUGAGCGUUUGCUGGGUCCCUGUAUGGACAUUAUGAAGAGGAACAUCUCCCAGUAUGAAGACCAGCUGGUGGCACUGUUUGGCUCCAGUGUAGACUUGAAACACUAGUACACAAAUUCAUUACCAGCAUUUCAGUAUAACAUAGUAGAAUUGCAUGUCCUAUAUGUCUUAUAUGCAGUAAAAUGUACUGUUUCUGUACAACUCUGCUGCUACGAGGUAAAUAUGUUGUGAGUAGAAUACAUCAUGUUUCUUAUGUGACAAUCCUGAUAAUCACCCAGAGGACAUCUAUGCAACUCUAAUACUCAAAUGAAGUCAGACAAACAGGUGAAACUCCAGUUAACCCACUGACAGUCCAGUUCACUGGGAGGGAUUCAUAACCCAUUAUACAGUACCUUACCUUCAAAUUCUGGACUGGUUGAUGAUCGCAAGAAAAUGUCAUAACUUUUUAUGAAGCUUUUCAUCAGAUCCUUUUAUAAAGCUCCUGGUUUGAAAAUUUCAACUUUCAAAUUAGCUCAAGCUUUCACAAGAACAAAAUACUGAACUGCCCAAAUAGCCACGUUGUCAAUGAGCAGCCAGACCUAAAAAUAACUGUAACAGUGGCUCAGUUCCACUGUCACUUUAGUUCCAGUUUUUGCAAUUGUUGUGCACAUACACACUGUGUCAUGUUCAUUUGCUGUUACUGUUCUGGCCAAUCACUGCCUUCAUUAUUUAAUUAUACAAGGUGCUGUGCCAUUUCCAUUUGCACUCAGCAAAAAAAGUUGUUUAUGUAAACCUGGAUAUACUCAGUUGGCAGUUUAUUAGGAACACCUGCCUAAAUAUAAUGCAGUCUAAUACAACAGCCCUGCAAUAAAUCCUAGUUUCAUGAAGAUUAUGUUCAGUUUGUGUUGAAACUGUUUUAGAGAUGUCCUGAUAUUCUGUCCACACUUUUUUUAUCAAUGAUGUGAGGCUAAAUGAUCAAAACACCUCUCUGUAAACACAGUUCAGCAACAGCAUAAACUACAUCCUCCAAAAUGAUCAUCCACUUGAUUCAGCACCUCCAAGCAAAAGAACAGUUUCAACAUAAACUUAACAUCGCAACCUUCAUGAAGGGAAGGUUUAUGGCAGGACUGUUGAAUUGAACUGCAUUAUUUUUAGCAAGAUGUAAUAUCUAAUAAACAGGCAACUAAGUAUGAGCAUAGCUCAAUAGAAAAGGUAAUAUUCUUGCCAAAAACACACAACGUAAAAAAAAUAAAGGAUUAUAUAUUAAAUAUUCAAGUUUUCUGGAGUUUGUUUUAUUUGAGUUACAAAAUAUGAAGUGCCAUCAGCAGACUCCACAGGAGAGUUUGCCAACCUUCUUGUGUUACAAGUAUUUACACCCGAAAGUCAAGGAUAUCCAUCUAAAUUUUCACACUGCGUUCUGGUAAGUCCCAGACUUCACGUCUCUGUUGUCCAAGUUCAUAGUCAAGUUUAAAUAUUUAAAAUAUUUACAAAGUCCUGUAUUCAAAAACUCCCAAAUCAUACUGUAGCUUGUUCAAUGCAAAGGCAGGUGCCAGACGUGUAACUGCUUCAGUAGUGUGAGAAAAUGAGCAGAGCUGGUGGAAUUAAAGGAGCUGUUAAACGAACGUGGUCCUCUACAGGGGCUCCAUAGUUUUACAAUGUAAUUCUUCCUCCUCUAAAGAAAGCCUGGGUGAGGAAGUCUGUACAUAAUUAUUUAAAAUUACAUGUUGAAAUGUCUUUUUAGCCGUUGUAGUACAACAGCAUCUAUGAUCCUCUCUUGUGAAGAAUUUAAUAUGACAAUCAAUAAAAGACAGAUGAAAGAAAAAGGCCACCCAAAUAAUCACGCUUGUUCAUUAAACAUUUUUCUUCAGAGCAUCUCCGAACAUUAAAAUAAAACUCCAAUAAAUAGAAAUACAGCAGAGAGAUGGUCAAAUAAGACUGAUUCUGGUUUGGUCCAUCCCUGAGUUCUUUUGAGAAGGACAAAAAUACCAGACAGGAGUGACAAAAGAAAAAAAAAAAAAAAAAAAAAAAGGACUGAUGGGAAAAAGCAAAAAGUGUUGAUAGGAUAUAUC
Molecule: messenger RNA, 3613 nt
Organism: Seriola aureovittata
Lineage: Eukaryota; Metazoa; Chordata; Actinopteri; Carangiformes; Carangidae
Product: mitochondrial carnitine/acylcarnitine carrier protein-like
Exons: 16
Coding region: 111-1673 (520 amino acids)
Biological process (GO): regulation of protein phosphorylation; mitochondrial transport; carnitine transmembrane transport
Cellular component (GO): cAMP-dependent protein kinase complex; mitochondrial envelope
Molecular function (GO): cAMP-dependent protein kinase regulator activity; O-acyl-L-carnitine transmembrane transporter activity
Source: RefSeq, a predicted model, not a curated record